AUGGCACAGCCAACGGGGGUGAUGCCCGACCUAAGGCCAGAUCCCCAUCUGGGGGGGUACCUCGGCCAGCGGGGCCCAGGCCACGCCUGGAGGGGACGGGGCUCGGUGAAGCGGUGCGCAGGCACCCCGCGGUGUUCUGGCUCGGCGGCUCCCUGGACGCGCUGGCGCACGACGAGGGUCGCUCGGCGGCGCACGAUCCCCUGCUCGAUCUUCGUUCCCCUGGGCGCGUGCACCGCGGUGGCCUCGUGCUGGGCCCGCGCCCUGGUGGCGGAGGAGGGCUGGCGGCGCGCGGACGCGGCCAUGUACGCCGGCAUGGCGUGCGUGACCGGGUGCGUGGCCGGACUCGUUGGCAUCGGUGGUGGCCUGAUUUUCUCCCCGUUCUUUCUGCUGAUGGGGCUAGAGCCGUCCGUCGCUGUGGCCACAUCUUCGACCUGUGUGAUAUUCACCUCGUCUUCUACGACGCUUCAGUACCUGCUGACCGAUCGAAUUAUCGUUUCUCUCAGCCUUUUGUAUGGCUUCACGAACCUGAAGGCGUCUUUUGUUGGCACAAGCUUUGUGCACUAUCUCCAGGACGUGCAUGGCGCAAAGAAGUCAUUUAUUUCCAUGAUCGUCGCGGCGGGUGUGUUGAUAAGCACAGCCUUGUCAGUACUGAGGCUGAUAGAGGGCAUACAGGAUGGCUUCCAGGUGGACAUCCACUGA
Messenger RNA from Prorocentrum cordatum, 699 nucleotides. The record is from the annotation of a GenBank genome assembly. Lineage: Eukaryota; Dinophyceae; Prorocentrales; Prorocentraceae.